UUCUCUUGAAGAGCCUGCAACAAAGAGAAAUUUGAAGAAGAUGGUGAUUGAAAUUGUGACCUCAGGGGUGAUUUUAGUUGCGGGUAUUGCUAUAUUUGUUGUAAUACAUGUAUGUAUAGUUGGUAGGACAUUUGGAAGCAUGAACGGUGGUGGUAGUUUGGUGGAUAGAAAUGGUGGUACUACCAUGGUGAUGAUAAGUAGAAGUGGGAGCAUGUCAGAAGAAGAUAUCAAGAAACUGCCAUCUUAUGAUUUCAAUAUGGAAGCAGCAGAGAAAGCAAUGGUGAAGUGUGUUGUGUGUUUGGAGAGGUUCAAAAGCGGCGAAAAAUGCAAGCUUUUGCCGAAUUGUAAUCAUAGUUUUCAUGGUGAGUGUAUAGAUUCAUGGCUGAUCAAGACUGGUGCUUGUCCUAUUUGUAGAGCUAUUGUUGAUUUGGGAAGUGGGCAAACUAGUUUUUCAAAUGAAGUUGAGUUGGAGUUGAGAUAGACUUCAUGUAUAUGUGUAUAUAUAUUGUGUGUUCAGUAGCAAAAUGUGUAUAAAAGCUUAAAUUGAGUUGGUAAUGUAAUGAACA
Molecule: messenger RNA, 566 nt
Organism: Helianthus annuus (common sunflower)
Lineage: Eukaryota; Viridiplantae; Streptophyta; Magnoliopsida; Asterales; Asteraceae
Product: RING-H2 finger protein ATL56
Exons: 1
Coding region: 41-481 (146 amino acids)
Source: RefSeq, a predicted model, not a curated record